Molecule: messenger RNA, 3008 nt
Organism: Drosophila mojavensis
Lineage: Eukaryota; Metazoa; Arthropoda; Insecta; Diptera; Drosophilidae
Product: myogenesis-regulating glycosidase
Exons: 6
Coding region: 86-2917 (943 amino acids)
Biological process (GO): carbohydrate metabolic process
Molecular function (GO): hydrolase activity, hydrolyzing O-glycosyl compounds
Source: RefSeq, a predicted model, not a curated record
CUGGACGCCAACGCGCGCGUACGUAGCCCCCGCGCGCAUUCCCAGUUGUGUAUCGAACGCGCGUGAAUCGAGUUGAGUCGGGAGAAUGUCUCAGGAGGCGGCGUUGUCGUCGCCGUCGUCGCCACUGCUGCUAGCCGCGCAGGCGCUGCCCUAUGCGGACGAGCCAGUGGAGGGCGAGGAUGAGUUGGAGGAGAAGGACAAGGAGAAGGAGGAGAAGGCAGAGCGCAGGCAACGGGAAUGCGAGCAGGAGCAGCCGCGUAAGCAAUCUCUCGGCCAGCGACGCAAUGUGGAGCUGCCGGAGCUGUAUGUGGUCAAUGAGCUGCCGGAAGAGCUGUCCAGCGAGCUGGACACGAUGCGGGAAAGAGAUAGAGACAGAGACAUAAAACACUUUGGACCUGGACUGCGACGCAAUUCCAUUUCAUUGCCGCAGGGCAUCAACUCGCUGGACUUGGAAGCGCUACGAUUGCGCCAUCAGAUGCUGGCGCAGGAAUCUCUGAACGAGGAGAGCCAAGCGGAAAGCAUCGUGGACGAUGCAUCCGCCUCCAGCAUUGGCACGCCCACAACGAUUUCGGCCCUGCCCAUUCCGCAUGCCAAUCCGCAUCACAGCAAGGAGGAGGAGGACGACGACAGCAGCGAUGAGUUUGGCAAUGCCAAGAAACCAGUGCACAAGGAUCGCUUUCGUAGCCGCAGACGUGCUUCAAUCGCCCCGCUGCCCGCCCUCCGUCUCAACAGCCGGGAGAUGUUGGCCAGCGACUUUGAUACCCACAGCUUGGCCAGCAAUCAGGCCUCGAUCACAAGCGUCAACUCCUUGGCGAGUUUGCUUCGCGAGAAGAUGCAGGCCUUCCCACAGCUGAUACGCAAGAAGAAGCGCGAAACGAAGGACUACAAGAUCAAGAUCUUUGUAAUCAUGAUGUUCUUCAUCAUAAUCUUUCUGAUUGGCUAUGCGUAUGUGGCGUACCAUCAUCAGGUGCUGACCAGGAGCUAUUUCCAGAAGCUCAAGUUCAACUCGAAGGAUCGCAUCUUUCGCAUACUGAGCCACGAGGACAAAGAGGUCAUCAUGGGGCACUUGGGCGUCACCCUGGACAGCGACACGGCGCCCUUCCACUGCCUUGAGAACCAGCGCCGAGCCGAUGGCAGCGUCUGCAUCGAAUGGAAUGGCAUCGCCCGCCUCCAUCUGAACUUCGAGGAUAAGCAGGUGUUUCGCUGCUACACGCUCCAGUGGCAGGCACUGCGGCCGGGUCUGCUGCCCACCGAUUGCUACGAGCUGAAGCGGGACAACGGACUGUGGUUUGGCGGGGGCAUAACCAAGGGGCAGGAGUGGUCCCUCAGCUACGCCAACUUCGACUUCAAGCCCUAUGCCAGCGGCGACCACAAGGUGCAUCAGUUUGGCAACGCGGUGAAGCGCUACUUCAUCAACUCGAUCGGCGUGGCGAUGCAGGUGAGCGAGCGCACGCCGCUCCAGCUGGGCAUCAAUCGGACGGAGAAUCAGUUCUGCCUGCGGGCGGCCAACGACGACUUUACGUUCGUGAAUCGCCUGACGCCGCUGCCUCAGCUGGAUUACAAGAUAUGCACCACGGAGGACAUGCGCAGCCUGCACAUGCUGAUGACACAGCAGAGCCUGUGGGACGGCCUCACCGAGCAGGACAUCAGCGAGCUGCACUCGCUGCUGGAGGAGCCUGUGUGGCGCAUACCCAAUCAAGAGCAACGCGACCAUCUUAACGAGUCCGUCAUUUGCGACUACUCGGAGAAUGCGAUCGCCAUGGGCUUGGGCCACAUUGUGAUCAACGAGUUCUGGCAGGAGAACAUUGGGGACUUCACGGUGGAUCGGGCACGCUUUCCCACGCUCAAGGACACCAUCGAUGUGCUGCAUCGACGUGGCUUCAAGGUCGUCUUCACCAUCCAGCCAUUCAUCAGUACGGACAGUCCGAACUUCAAGGACGCCGUCGCCCACAAGCUGCUCAUCUAUGAGCGCUACUCGGAGCGCAGCAUUCCAGCCCUGACACGCUACAAGAGCAGCUCCAGUGCCGGCGUUUUGGAUAUUACGAACAAUGCGUCGGUGCCGUGGCUGCUGGAGAAGCUGCAACGUCUGAAGGAUGAAUACGGCGUGAAGAGUUUCUACCUGGACCUGGGCACUGGCUACAAUCUGCCGCACUACUAUCAGUGCCGGCAGCCGCUCGACAAUCCGGACAUGUAUGCCCGCAUGCUGACCAGCAGUCUGGAGAGCGCCGGGCUGAUGGCCGUGUCAACGGCCAGCGUGGUGCCCAAGCCGCCGACGUUCCUCAGCACGCCGCCGGCGAACGCAACGUGGGCGGGACUGCGGGAGACAUUGGCGGCGGUGCUCAACUAUGGCGUCAUUGGCUAUCCAUUUGUACUGGCCGGAGCAAUUGGAGGCGACUUUUUGCUGGAGCGUCCGUUGACCAAAAUGAUCUCGUUCUAUUCGCUGGGACAGCCGCCGCUGCCGGACGCCGAGCUCUUCAUACGCUGGCUGCAGCUGGCCACGUUCCUGCCGGCCAUGCAGUUCAGCCACCUGCCGGACGAGUACCACAGCGAGCUGGUCACACGCGUCGCCCAGGAGCUGAAGGAGGUGCGCCAGACGGUGGUCAUAGCGCUGCUCAAGAAGUAUCUCAGCCCAUCCAUGAACGAGGGACUGCCACUGGUGCGUCCACUGUGGAUGCUCGAUCCCCACGAUCCCGCCUGUCUCAUUGUCAGCGAUGAGUUCUCGGUGGGCGAGGAGCUGAUUGUGGCGCCCAUACUGGAUGCAGGUCUCGAGGAGCGUGAGGUUUAUCUGCCGCAGGGCGUGUGGAAGGAUGGCAUCGAUGGUUCCCUGCGCAAGGGCAGUCGCUGGAUGCACGGCUAUCGCGUGCCCAAGGACAAGAUUGCCUACUUCCGCAAGAUGCCGGACAAUACGCGCUUCUAGUUCCUUCUCUCACUAUUACGAUUGUUUAUUAUUCUUAUCUCAUUAUACAAUCUAUAAAUAUAUAUAUAUAAAUAUACGCUCAUAGAUAAUA